Messenger RNA from Hydractinia symbiolongicarpus, 1419 nucleotides. RefSeq lists its product as uncharacterized. The transcript is spliced from 2 exons. The record is from RefSeq and is a predicted model, not a curated record. Lineage: Eukaryota; Metazoa; Cnidaria; Hydrozoa; Anthoathecata; Hydractiniidae. Bases 1 to 1419 code for a protein of 472 amino acids.
AUGCUAGCUGCACGAGCUUUAACUUGCGAUUGCAUUUUCAACAAAGAAACUACAUUAUUCGCGACGUUUCGGAUGUUCACACACCCAAAUUCAAGCAAUCAAAAACCUAAUCGAGGAUUAAAAAAUUCGAACUCUUAUAAACAAUGCCAAAGGAAUCUCCUGAAGGAAGAAAUUCAUCAAAAGACAUCCCGAAUCCACGUGUUGGAAAAUGGAUUUGAUUUACUCCAUUCGUGUUUGAAAGAAAGAUUGAGUGUCAUUGACCUUGCACACGUUUGUUCGAUUUUUCUUGGAAGUAACGACCGUAUUCUUAAAAAGCAGGAAUUAAUUCAAGAUAAGAAGAUUGCGAACUUGAAAAGAUUAAAACCACCUACUAAUGAUGUUGACACUGUUAUUUUUAAUUUUUCAAAACAUAUCUUAACUGAUUUUGAGAAGUCGUUGCUUGUGAAAGGUUUAAAUUUUUCUGUACCUCCUCAGUCUCUUAAUUAUGGUGACUAUCUCGUGAAUUAUGAAACUCUUUUCAGGGAUAUACGGGGUAUCAAUUUACUUAAUAAUGAGGAUCUUGACUUCGUCAAAACGAGGAUUAAAGAUGUGGCAUUAUCUACUUAUCGUUCUUAUAACGAUAAAGGUGAGUAUAGUAACUUGAGUGAUUAUGAAUCACAAGCCUUAUUGUCUUUAUCCCGAAAUAGCAGUGUCGUUGUACAAAAAUCCGAUAAAGGUAAUUCUGUUGUUUUAGUUGACAAAGACAUCUACAACAACAGAAUGGAAGAAAUUCUAUCUGACAGUAGCAAAUUUAGAAAGCUCAGUCUACCAUCUGAUAAGCUUUUGAAUUUUACCAUUGGUCAAGAGAGAAAGAUUACCAAUGUUUAUAAGGCUCUCUUAAAAUCUGGCGGGCUGAGUGAAGCCAAUUACAAUAAAUUUCGCCCUGUAGGCUCUAAACCUGGUAUACUUUAUGGGCUUUGCAAGGUCCAUAAAAAGUGUAUUAAUGGAUGUCCACCCUUUAGACCUAUCUUAUCUGCUAUUGGUAUACCGGUCUAUAAUUUAGCUAAGUUUUUUGUCCCUGUGUUAUCUAAUGUCACGAAAAACGAAUAUACAGUUCAUGACUCAUUCUCCUUUGCCGAAGACAUCAUUCAACAAGAUGGCAGUCUCUAUAUGGCCAGCCUUGACAUUGACUCUUUAUUUACCAACAUUCCGUUAAAUGAAACGAUAGAAAUAUGUACCAACCUGGUCUUUGAUCAAUGUGAUAGGUGUCAAGGUCUAACUAGAAGUGAGUUUAAAUCUCUUUUAGAGCUAGCUACCAAGGAGUCAUAUUUCAUUUUUAAUGACAAACUUUAUCAACAAAUUGAUGGAGUGGCUAUGGGUUCACCCUUAGGCCCCACAUUUGCUAAUGCUUUUUGUGCUAUCAUGAACAAAACUGGUUGA